This is a messenger RNA of Dromiciops gliroides (monito del monte), 3234 nucleotides long. RefSeq names its product integrator complex subunit 5 (gene INTS5). Bases 54 to 3095 code for a protein of 1013 amino acids. Gene Ontology annotation, cellular component: integrator complex. The record is from RefSeq and is a predicted model, not a curated record. Gene Ontology annotation, biological process: snRNA 3'-end processing. The transcript has 2 exons. NCBI's taxonomy places the organism in Eukaryota, Metazoa, Chordata, Mammalia, Microbiotheria, Microbiotheriidae.
CCGCCCCCGCCGCCCCUCCAGCCGCAGCCGCCGCCGCCGGCUCUGGGCCCGGGAUGUCGGCGCUGUGUGAUCCCGCCGGGCCCCCGGCCCCACCCGCGCCCACCGCCCACGGGCCCGCGUCCCCGCUCAGUGCCCAGGAGCUGGCUCAGGAAAUCAAGGCCUUUCUAACAGGUGUUGACCCUGUCCUAGGCCAUCAGCUCUCUGCCCGUGACCAUGCCCGCUGUGGCCUCCUGCUGCUACGCUCCUUGCCCCCUGCCCGAGCAGCCGUCCUUGACCACCUGAGGAGUGUCUUUGACGAGAGCGUCCGGGCUCACUUGACUAUGCUGGAUGAAGGGGCUGCCACGAGCCCACAGCAUCUCCGCCCGACACUUCCUUCCCACGUUCCUUCUGGGGGCCCUGGCCUAGAAGAUGUCAUUCAGGAGGUGCAGCAAGUGCUCUCUGAGUUCAUCCGGGCCAAUCCCAAGGCCUGGGCCCCUGUGGUUAGUGCCUGGUCUAUUGACCUGAUGGGGCAGCUGAGCAGCAAGUACUCUGGCCGCCACCAGCGGGUGCCACAUGCUGCAGGCUCCCUAAAUGAGCUGCUGCAGCUGUGGAUGGGGUGCCGAGCUACUCGAACCUUGAUGGACAUUUAUGUGCAGUGCCUGUCUGCCCUCAUUGGCAGUUGUCCUGAUGCCUGUGUGGAUGCCCUCCUGGACACAUCUGUCCAGCAUUCUCCACAUUUCGACUGGGUUGUGGCCCACAUUGGCUCCUCCUUUCCUGGCACCAUCAUCUCUCGUGUCCUGUCCUGUGGACUCAAGGAUUUCUGUGUCCAUGGCGGGGCUGGCGGAGGCAGUGGGGCAGCUGGCAGUGCUCCCCCGACCCCUUCAGCAGACACCUUCCCCUCCAGCCCAGCUGUCCCCGGAGAGAAGCGAGUGCCUAAGAUUGCGUCUGUUGUGGGGAUCCUAGGGCACCUGGCCUCUCGCCAUGGGGACAGCAUCCGCCGCGAGCUCCUCCGAAUGUUCCAUGAGAGCUUGGCUGGGGGGCGUGGGGGUGACCCCUCCCUUCAGGCCACGGUGCCCUUUCUGCUACAGCUGGCAGUCAUGUCGCCGGCCCUACUGGGCACCGUCUCUGGGGAGCUGGUCGACUGCUUGAAGCCCCCAUCGGUCCUGAGCCAGCUGCAGCAGCACCUGCAGGUCUUCAGUAGGGAGGAGCUGGACAACAUGCUGAGCCUGGCUGUGCACCUCGUCAGCCAGGCCUCUGGGGCCGGGGCUUACCGGCUCCUCCAGUUCCUGGUGGACACAGCCAUGCCUGCUUCUGUCAUCACAACACCCGGCCUGGCCGUCCCUGACGCAGUCCGAGAGGCCUGUGAUCGGCUCAUCCAGCUGCUGCUGCUGCACUUGCAGAAGCUGGUGCACAAUCGGGGAGGAUCCCCUGGGGACGGGCUGCUGGGUCCUCCUCCCCCGCCCCGUGCCGUGCCCUUCCUCGAUGCCCUGCGCAGCCAUGUCGGGGAGCUGUGCGGGGAGACCCUGAGGCUGGAGCGGAAGCGAUUCCUUUGGCAGCACCAGCUCCUGGGCCUGCUCUCUGUCUAUUCCCGGCCCAGCUGUGGACCGGAGGCCUUGGGCCAUCUCUUGAGCCGGGCCCGGACCCCAGAAGAGCUGAGCCUGGCCACACAGCUCUAUGCCGGGCUGGCCGUCAGUCUCUCCGGCCUGCUGCCCUUGGCCUUGUGCAGUUGCCUGGCCCGAGUGCACGCGGGGACACUGCUCCCCCCGUUCACAGCCAGGCUUCUCCGGAACCUGGCCCUGCUGGUGGGCUGGGAGCAGCAGGGUGGAGAGGGUCCUGCCACCCUGGGGGCCCGGGUAGGCGAGGCUGUCUCCGGCCAGCUCCCAGAUCUGGCCCCCCUGCUACUGCACCCCGAAGAAGAGGUGGCCGAGGCUGCUUCCUCCCUGCUGGCCAUCUGCCCCUUUCCUCAGGGGGCCCUGCUUCCGGCCCAGCUCCUGAGUCUGGUGAGGGCAGGGGUCUCCCGAUUCUUUGCCUCCCUCAGGCUUCAUGGCCCUCCCGGCGUCUCUUCGGCUUCUCGGCUGCUCGCUAGGCUCUCUCAGGCCUCCCCUGCUGGCCUCAAAGCCGUCCUCCAGCUCCUGGUGGAGGGAGCUUUGCACCGAGGCAAUGCCGAGCUUUUCGGGGGUGAAGGAGAAGGGGCAAAUGAGAGUCCGAUGGCCGCCUCUGGCGCGGCCUCCCCUUACCUGCUGGAGACCAACCGGCGCCACACCACGGCCGUGCCGGGCCCCGGCGGCGUGUGGUCAGUGUUUCACGCCGGGGUCAUCGGCCGGGGCCUGAAGCCGCCUCGGUCGGCGCAGAACCGGAGUGAGCAGGAAGUGAUCUACAACACGCAGAGCCUCCUGUGCCUGCUGGUGCACUGCUGCAGCGGGGCUGGGGGGCCCGGGGCCGGGGCCGGGGGGAGCGACGGCUGGGGCGCACCCGCGCUGAGCCCCGAGGCUGCCAAGGCGGUGGCCGUGACCCUGGUGGAGAGCGUGUGCCCAGACGCGGCGGGGGCCGAGCUGGCCUGGCCUCCCGAGGACCACGCCCGGACCACGGUGGAGCGCGACCUGCGCAUCGGCCGUCGCUUCCGGGAGCAUCCGCUGCUCUUCGAGCUUCUGCGGCUGGUGGCCGCGGCGCCCCCCGCCCUGUGCUACUGCUCGGUGCUGCUACGGGGGCUGCUGGCCGCCCUCCUGGGGCACUGGGAGGCCUCGCGCCACCUGGACACCUCCAAGUCCCCCUGGCAGCUAGAGGCCUCCUGCACCCUGGUGGCCGUCAUGGCCGAGGGGAGCCUGCUGCCCCCGACCCUGGGCAACAUGCACGAGGUGUUUGACAAGCUGGCACCUUUCGAGGUGCGGCUGCUGCUGCUCAGCGUCUGGGGCUUCCUGCGCGAGCACGGCCCCCUGCCCCAGAAGUUCGCCUUCCAGCCCGAGAGAGGCCGCUUCGCCCGGGACUUCUCCAGGGAGGGGGGCGGCCCCCACCUGGCCGUCCUGCACAGCGUCCUGCACCGGAACAUUGACCGCCUGGGGCUCUUCUCUGGCCGCUUCCAGGCCUGGCCCCCAGCCCCUCUGCGCCAGGGGACCUGAGCCGCCCCCGCCCCCCAACGCGACUUUGGGAGGGAGGGGCUGAGGUCUGCGCCAUCCCCACGACGCAUCCCCGCGCGCUCUGCCCUCUCCACCCCGUUCUUUCUUCCCCCCACUAAAUAAAGGUUGCCCAGUUUGCAAA